Molecule: messenger RNA, 1119 nt
Organism: Scaptodrosophila lebanonensis
Lineage: Eukaryota; Metazoa; Arthropoda; Insecta; Diptera; Drosophilidae
Gene: Elba3
Product: early boundary activity protein 3
Exons: 1
Coding region: 1-1119 (372 amino acids)
Source: RefSeq, a predicted model, not a curated record
AUGAGCAACAUUAGCAACGACAGUGGGCUGGAUGACUCGGCACAUGGUGGACAUGGAGGAGCCGCUGCUGCGGCUGCAGCAACACGCAUGUCUUGGUUCCUGGCCGAAGUCGACGAGGGAUCACUGAAAAAUGGACGACCCACUGGGCGCACUGCGCUUUGUGUGCUGCACUCGAUGGAGCUAGUCGAAUCAGACGUCUCGGACAAGUACAUGACGCGCUUCGUCGAGUUCCGCAUGAACAAUACUAUACUGGAGGCGAAACUCAUACUCGCAGCCGAUGAGCGCAAACUGGUGGAUGCGGCACUUGUUGCCAUGAGCAAGGAGCGACGAUCAGAGGCGGAAGAGCAGCUGCUGUUGGUACAGUAUUGCGAGGACAACGGCAAGCGGCUGGUGCAUAAGCUGGUGCCGCAGCAUAAGGUCACCUGGCUAAGCACCAACAAACUGUUGAAGGGCACGGCGGUAGUGAAGCUCGAGAAUGGCUGUCUGGCCCACAUUCUCUACGCCUAUGAGCAGCGCGACAGAAUGGAGAAGGUGCUGCUACAUCUGAAGGCGCGCUGUUUUGAUCACGCAUUCGACGAGCAGUUGGAAGCUGAGCCGCUGCCCAUGAACAAGGACACAUGGCUCCUCGUACAGUACAGUCCCGAGCCUGAGCUUGUUGUCUACGAAAUCAUAAAAUAUAGCGAGACCGUCUGGCAGCAGGAGAACGACUUCAAAGAUGUCAUUGCCUAUAUGCAGCUGCCUGGAAGUGAGUUGGUCAUGCAGGCCGUUGUCAUCAGCUACAGUACGAAGCAUGAGCUAUUGGAGGCCAAGUAUGAAGAGCUGCAAAGGUUUGCGCUUGGACUGGAGAUCCCAGUAAUAGAGGAACUCGAGCGCCAACUCGAGCAGGGUGGGAGCACGACAUCUCUCUUUUCUCGCAGCACACUCUUCCAGCAAGCCCAGCAACGUGACACUACCGGCGAGCACAAACAACUCCAGAGCAAGCUCGAACUGAUGACUGAGAAGGCUCAGCAGGAGGCACAAAUGAUCAUCGAAGCAUUCGACAUGGUUGAUAAUAUCAAUAGGAAUUUACAAAGCCAGAUCGGGCAUGCUAAUCAACCGGAAGCGACGUCUUCCCAUUAG